AUGUCUUCUACCGACCCUUCUUCCCGACCAUCAGCUGCGGAAGCUAUUGCCGGACUGGAACGGGAGGAAGGUCCACCUACGAAAGUUCCCAAGCUAGAAGAUACGAUGGCUGAGAUGCGCCUACAGCACACGAUGAUGAUGAAAAUGUUUCAAGAAUCACAGCAGAGUAUGAUACAGAUGAUGGAGGUUGCAAAGCAAGCAGCAGCAUCUACUAGCGAACUUGCCAAAAUCAUUACCAAUCAACAGUCCAACCAGCAAGCCAUGCAGCAGCAACCACAACCACAGCAACAGCAGUGCCCAACAGAGGUAUUUACUGAAGCUUGGUCGUCAGCAGCUGCUAGUGUGGUCGAGGGGGCAGCUACACAAGCUGCCAGCAAUGCAGUCAGGAUGAUGAGAGCACCGAAUCCAAAACUACCAGAUGCUAUCGUACAGUGUAUUGACAAAACUUCCCUGUUGUUCAUGAAGGAUGUGCGGAAGUAUGCCCGCAGUGCCAAAACCUAUGACGAUGCCCGCGCGAAGUACACCAUCAUGUCCGAGGACACGCAGUCUAAGCGGUACCCACCUGGUAUCCGUCCAUUUGCAUCGUCUACCACAUUUGGGGAGUUGGAUGAAACCUGGACGGAAACCCGGGGAGGUAACACCGACAUUAAGGUGACUAUUCCAUCAGGUACAUGUCGCCGCGAUGCCAUGCGUAUCAUACACCACAGCAUGACACGCCUCAUCAAAAGCAUCGAGCUGGAAGCACUGCAAGCACACAGAGAUACAAUGGUCACCUUUGCCAACAAGGACACCUUGCGUACAAAGUGCAUUGCAGCCAUUGACGAGGUAGUCGCAAAGGAUGCAGAUGUACGAAACCUCGCCAUCGACUCACCUGAUCGCCUUACUGUGGAUCCUGUUCUGGUUAAUAGUAAGGUUGAUGAUAAAUACAACCAGGUGGUCAAGAAGGUCAUCGAGGAAAUCAGCAAAGCAGAGGAAAAGAAAGACAAGGACAGGCUGAAGGAGGAGAAAGACAAGAAGGAGUUCUCGCAGCAAAGCCCGGAAAACAUCCUCAAGAACCUCGUUAGCCAUUUUGUCUCCGAGGAGGUCUCGAAGCAUCAGGCUCACGACGAUGAGGCUAUGGAAAUCCAGGACGGUGCCGAGGAAGCCAUCACUAAGGAUGAGCAGAAUUUCAAUCAGCACGAUGCCGUCACUCAGCUUGUCGAAGUUUUUCGAGGUAGUGGAAAAGGCAAAGGCCAAGGAGCAAGAACCACCAGCAACGGCCAAAAUACAAAAAACGGCCAAUCCCCGGGGGCGGCCCCGGGGCAGCACGCGCCACAUGCCACCAGCAGCAUCGGCAACGGAAAGGGCUGGUACCACAAAAAGCACAUUUUGUGCACCAAAGUUCUCCCCAGAAUCGACCAUGUGGUCCAGGACCUCAACCAUUGGGGCAAUCGUUUGAAGUGGCAGUGGUAUCACAGGGCAGACAGCGGUUCCCGACCAUCUAUCACGGUUCGCUACAGAAAGUUGCCUACGUGUGAUCAUCUGAUAGCGCCUGAGGUGGAGUGGAUGGUGCGGAACAUGAGGGAGUGUGUCCUAAGUGAAUGCCAGAAAGCCAUAUCGAGAGUGCGAUACAAUCGUUCCUAUACCAACGUGUUACCAUUAACUUCAUGGGGACUUCGUUUGCUUCGUCAAUCCGGCCUGAAAGCCAUCCCGAAUGACAAGGACGGUGGAUAUGCUUUGGAAACGGAGGCGGAGCACAAGAUGGUCCACUUGGAGUUGCUCACAAACGGUGUUUAUGAAGAGUUCCCCACGUUCAUGACGAGAACGGAGAUUGACAAUGCCUUCAAUUCAUACAGUCUCAUCUGUUCCAUGAUCGCGCAACAGUGUGGUGAACCCCAGCUGGCCAGGGAAUUGCGGAAAUCUUUGCAGCACGGAGGUAGUAAAUGGAUCUCGCAUGAGCUGAUGAAGGACCUCAACAAGCGCAUGUACCUAGUCAAGGACACCGCGCAGUUCAUCAAAAGCAUUUCCAGUUACACGGCGACCCCCAACCACUUUUUCAUGAAGCUGGACAUCAAGGACUACUACCUUUCGGGCACCAGUGAGGAGUUGUGUGGAGCUUGUUCGAAAGUCAUUCGCAGCGAAAUCCUCCCACUUUUCACUACAACACUCAUGACACUCCUGUACUACCAGUUCGUUGAAUCCCGUGAAUUACCCGAAAGAAUUUGGAGGGUGACUAAAGGCACAGGGAUGGGCCUGCCACAUUCGGGUGAGGUCGCGGACAGUGCUUUCGCAGCACUUGCUGAAGAUCCCUGGGCAGUCAAGCGCACCAUUCAAGCACACCACGGCAUAGACGGAUACUGGAGAUUUAGGGAUGACAUCCUCAUCCUGGGUUCCAACAGGCAACGUGCCAAAGAGUUUUUCUGGGAAUUGCGAAAAUUGGCUGCAUUCUUCAAGGUGCAAUGCGAAGCAUGGAAUGCCGAGGAAAUCCAGUUCCUGGAGGUCACAGUGAAAAAGAAUGUGAACACUGGUCGCUUUGAAACUAUGCCCAAAUACCGCCUUCUUGGAUCACGUUUGGAUUCCACCCCGCCCUACAGCGGAGUAUCAAACGUGGUGUACAGAAAUGCGUCCAAGGCCAACCUUUCAGAGAACGGCACUGCGACUGUGGAGAACAUCGUGCAGAAUAAUCUUCUGCAUGACGUGGAAGAUGCUGAGACGGUGGAGAAGCCAGAGGUCAUCGAAGAAGCCGAAGGAGAAGGAGCUGGAAACGACACCAACGUAACGAAGGGAUUCGAAGGAUUGGCGGAAAAGUUGGAGUUCUUUAUGCUGAAGGUGGCGCAGUUGGAGACUGUCGUCGAGAUCCAGCAGCUUGAAAUCAACAAGCUGAACGCGAAGUUCGACGGCCACCUUGAGGUGGAACACGACACAGAGACGCCCCAGCUGUCGCUUCUGGAGUUGAAGCAGCAGGAGGAGGCAAAGUCGCGGCAGGCGCAGACGAUUCUGAAAAGUGUCUUCAAGAAGCACCUGCAUCAGAUGGAGAAGCGGACCUUCGACUCAUCGAUAAAGGCGACGGAAGGGAUGGAACCCUCAGCACGGCCGGCUCGUGCCAAACGUCCCAAGCCCAACAAGAAGGUGCAGGACCCAGACAGCAGCUUGCUCGAGCGCCGACAGUCAUCGGAUGCGAGAUCUGGCGAGGAAGCCGAGUGGGGUUUCAUCAAGAGCAUUCCAGUCGUUGGCGAUGUUGCGCAGGCUGGUGAGGAUGCUGUUACCAGUGGCGCAGGCCUCGUUGGGGAUGCGUUGGGCGAUGCCUAUGAACACGCCACGGACCAGAUCGCCUUUGUUGCCAAUACGGUCAUCGACACCGUGGGCAAGGCGAUGGACAUCCUUCUUCGUGGAUUCACUGAUUUCCGGGCAUGGUGCACUGUCGUCACUCCCACUGCCACGUUUUCAACCCAUGGAUUCCACGUCUUCUUCGGCGCCAUGAUCUGCACCAUGAGCCUUGUGGGACAGCAAUUACAACUCUUCCAUUUCCACUGGCCUACCUACAACCUUCCCUUCCCCGAACCGCUUUAUUCCGUCACGAAAAUCGGUCAGGAGUUGGGGACCUGCAGUCCGGGGACGGGAGCAUCCUUCCUCGCCUGCCUUGGCGGGAAGAUCGUGAACAACCUCCCUCCGUUGCAAGCGGCCCACGACUUGGGUCACGUGAUGACGUCCUGCCCGCAUAGGGACGGGGCAGGAAUGGCGUCAUGCCUGGGCGGAUCUAUCGUGAACAGCAUCCCUCCGUUGAAAGCGGCCCACGACUUGGGUCAUGCGAUGACGUCCUGCCCACACAGGGACGGGGGAGGAAUGUUGACAUGCCUGGGCGGAUCUAUCGUGAACAGCAUCCCUCCGUUGAAAGCGGCCCACGACUUGGGUCAUGCGAUGACGUCCUGCACACAGAGGGACGGGGGAGGAAUGGUGACAUGCCUGGGCGGAUCUAUCGUGAACGGCAUCCCUCCGUUGAAGGCGGUCCACGACAUGGGUCAUGAGCUCGUUCACUGCACCCAAAAGUCCUCAAAUGGGCUGGUGACUUGCCUCGGCAACAAGAUCAUCAACUUCGUGCCACCCCUGAGUUACUUCAACAAAAUGAAUGACGUCCUCGCCGACUUCCUUGAGGGAUUUGCGAGGGUGGCCGCCACGAUUGCCGGGCAGGUCCUCCAAAGCGGGAGCUCCUUCAUUCAGGAGGCUGUCAAAACAAAGUUCCCAGCGGCUGGCGCUCCGGCUUUGGUGCAUCAUCAAGGACAGAACUUGGUGGUUACGACGCAUACACAGAAGCGUCGCGCUCCGAUGUCGGCGCUACAGACGGCAGGUGACGAAGAUCCGCCAAAGGAUGGCAUCACCUUCGAGCUCCACAACGAUGAUGGCAACCUUCAGUCCAAGCUGGUCACACAGUUCAAUGGUUUCGAAACGGACACGAGCUCCUGUUUGGCCUUUGCGCCCUCGCAUCGGGCUUCGGGGGAAGCCGGGCCAGUCGAGUCUGGCGACUGGCAGGUUGAGAAUGCGGACGAUUUCGUUGAGCUGAAGCCUUGGGCGGUGCCGUGUGGCACGAAGUGGAUGAAGCGGAACUGGGACAAGUGGCAAGGCUACUCUUUCUACACGGGCUCUCUGGCCAUUGAGAGGUGCGUGACGGUGACCUACGCCAUCAACGUGCAGCCCGUCAUUGCUUUCAUUGGCGGCUUGCAGUUUGACGUGAUGCCAAAGCCGCUGGCUUCGGUUGACACGACUGUUUGCUGGCCGAAGGGCCGGCCCGACGGCCAGGACUUGAGCAUGCUUCGCACCGAGAUCAAGUCCAGUGGCGUGCUGCUCUAUUCCAAGACCCUUCGGUUGAACAAGCGUUUCGGCGGCGGAACUCAGUUCGUCCCGCACCACGUCAAAGCAUCCAAUGCCAACUUCAGAAAUCCGACGAACCCCCGUAAUGCCAUGUCCAGGACGAAGCUCAUGCAAAUGAACGAAAGUCUCGAGGCCCGCGAAAUCCAGAACCGGUCGUCGGAGGAAAGUGGAGAAGGUGUCUUCGAGUGGAUGGAGGAGGACGAUUUCUACUUGGCCUCCGCGAACUAUACCCAGGACUUGGGGAUCAAUAUGACCUCAGAGCAUCGCGGGACCGACGCCAAGAGACGCUUGAGUCUUGCCCAGACGGAGGCUGAUGGAGUUUUGACGCUCUUCAACUUCGUCCACCCAGGACUGGUGAGCUUCAAUCUCCAGGCUGUUUUGGACCAUAACAGUUUCGAGAUGCGCACGCAGAUGGGCUUUGGACCCUUCUCCUCGGAGCAGAAAAAGAUCAAGUUAGUGGACAUUGCCAACCAGUUCGCGGUGGUGCUUCAUGCCCUUCCUUGGCUGUCUGCGGCCUCCCGAAAAGAAGCCAUCUAUGCGCUCCAGCACUCGCGUCCGGACGUGCUGCCUACGACACUCAAGCCGGGUACUACAGUCGGAAUCCACAAUCGUUUCUUCAGUCAGUACCUGAACAUACACGGCAAUCUGCAGGUCCAUUCCAGCCACACAUACCCUUUCGAGGGCGGCUACCCAGCGGGCAAUAUUUGGGAGCGGUUUACAGUCAUUGACGCCGGCAAUGGGGAGAUUGCGCUGCACCAUCAGAGGACCAACAGCUUCCUUGGUUGCAACGCUCACGGGCUCUACGGCAUCUACGCUCCAGCAAGCCAGCUUCCUGCCGGGUGGCUGGACCAAAGGUUCGAAGUGGUGACAGGAUCCAAUGGCUACUUUGGACUUUGGAACCCCCACAGCAAAAAUUUCGUGUCAGUCGGACACCACCAUGCCACGUAUAUCUGGCACUCGCCGACGAAGGACCUCCCACCGGGUCAUACCCACCAGCAAUUCCGCGCCCACUUGGUCGAGCCCCUCUUGAAGCCAGGUACCAUCGUGGCCUUGUACAAUAACAUCUUCCAGAAAUACAUGAGAAUGAACCACGGCACCAUGGAAGUUGGCGGCGUCAAUCCUCACCCCACCCAGUUUUCUCAUACUUGGCAUGCGGAGCAGUUCAUCGUGGUAGACGCCGGCAAUGGUGACAUCGCGCUUUUCAGUUGGCUCUACAAUCGCUUCGUGAUGAUGGCACCCGAUCACAUGCAAGCCUCCGAAGUCCGAUCGGGCAGCGAUGAUCUACCCGACUGGUGGACUCAUGAGAGGUUCCAAGUCGUACCUCUGGAGCAUGGCUUGAUCGCCUUGUGGAACGCGCAUCACGGGAAGUUCAUCGGCAUGGGGGGCACACAUUUGUACGUCAGCCCGCCAAUGACCCCGCAGGGAAUGCCAGGCAGCUGGACACAUCAGCAAUUCCAAGUCGUCGACAUCAGCCAUUUGCAUGCCGCCGACGGCGUCGACCCACACGUUCCGGACGGUGAGGGAACGACGAGUUCAGAGAAGUGGCACAAGUUCCCAGUGGAAUCCGUCUCCGCCUGGUGUCCGGCACUCAAUCCAGAGCCACUGCGAGGCGCAGAUUGGUUGCCUGAACUUGUCGGACAGCGCGAUGUGAAAAGCUGGGUCCGUUACGUGACUUUGUCGUCGGGUCUUGAGUGCCACGGUGGGUAUGACAUUGUGUAUGAUAUUCUGCAAGGACGGAAUGUCCUCUUGGACUGCGGAGUGGCAGCUCAUUCGAGUGGCUCCUAUUACCCGGAGUUUUCACUGCUGGGGGAGGUGCAGAGCUUGGAUGUAGUGAUCAUCACGCACUUUCAUCUCGAUCAUGUGGGGGCCUUGCCUUAUCUCACUGAAAUUCUCGGCUACCACGGGCCGAUCUUGAUGACGCACCCCACCCGCGCGAUUGCCCCCAUCAUCAUCAAGGACGCCCUGUCUUUCAGGCGGGAUGCGGAGGCCCUUACCCCUGAGAUGGUCGAUGCGCCCUUCGAUCGGGCACGGUGCUUCCAGCUGCAGGAGCGAGUGGAGAUCGGCGACCUGUGUGUGACCAGCUUUUAUGCCGGCCACGUGCUUGGAGCAGUGAUGGUGCACCUGGAGUGUCGAGGGCAGAGCGCCCUGUACACCGGCGACUUUACCAUGGUGUCAGACUACCACUUAAGUGCUGCUCGAGUCCCUCUCGCUCUCCACCCUGACGUGAUCAUCACCGAGACGACGUGCUGCACGACCAUCCGCUCCUCAAAGCGGAGGGAGGUGCACGACCUUUGUAGCAAGGUGCAAGACUGCCUACAGAACGGUGGCAAGGUCCUCGUUCCUUUGCUGGUCAUGGGACGCAGCACUGAGAUCUGUAUGAUCUUGGAAGAGCACUGGGCCAAGGCAAAGCUGGCGUAUCCCAUCUUCGUCAUCAGCGUCAUGGCUCAAAAGGCGCGGGUGUUCUUUCGGACGUUUGCCUCAUGGGGAAGCAAGCAGGUUCGAUCUGCCGAGAAGCCCUUUGCCUUUCCGCACGUGCGUUUUGGGACCGUGGCAGAGCUCCUGGCGAUGCCCGGCCCGGCGGUGGCUUUGGCCGGCUCGGCGAUGUUGGACUUCGGUCCAUCGCAGGAACUGUUCAAGUCCUGGGCACCGGAGAAGCAGAAUCUUAUCGUGAUACCAGGCUAUUGCCUGCCCGGUACCGUGGGCAAUCUGGUUCAGGCAAAAGAGAAGAAGAUUGAGCUCUCCAGCGGCAUCGUCCACGUCCGCUGCGAGGUGGACCAUUUCUCCAUCUCUGAUCACACGGACUCGCGGGGCAUCGUGGAACUCAUCAGCCAGGUGGCACCCAGACAAGUAGUUUUGGUGCACGGUGGUCUGCAACUGAUGGACACAUUCGCGGCCAUUGUGCGGAAGAGGUUACGGCUUCCAUGUCACAUGCCGGCGGUAGGCGAUCACUUGGAGAUCCCUUGUCCCGUGGCCGUGGAGGCCUGGGCUAGCUCUUUGCUGAUGGCCCAGACCGAGCCGAUCCCCCCACCACCUGUUAUCGGGGUGCCCCUCAUCCAUGCCGCCAUGCCUGUUGUCGCGAAUUUCACUGCGGAGCUGCGCAAGCGCGACCGCGGAUCCCUGGAGCUCCACGCGGCGGCUCAUGGACCCAGGGCCAAAGCAAAGGCGCAGCGCAUCCUCAUCCGUCAGAAGGGCCGCUUGCCUUGCGCAGCUCUCAAAGGGGCACUCCGCGACUCCAAUCAGGACGUCCCGGAGGACCUCUGUUCCAUCUUCGAGGUUGCCGGGGCAACGAUCCUGGUGGAUCAGAUCCAGGCCGACACCGCGACAGUCACGGUUUCCUGGGCCGCCGGACUCGAGGAUCGAGAACCGAUACUUAAACAGAUGCUGGACAUCUUAGGCUAG
Molecule: messenger RNA, 8244 nt
Organism: Symbiodinium sp. CCMP2592
Lineage: Eukaryota; Dinophyceae; Suessiales; Symbiodiniaceae
Source: the annotation of a GenBank genome assembly